AUAGCUGAAUGUCCUGAAUCUUGCUGAAUCUUACUUCUCCAAUGGUGGAUUCUUUGUCGCUCUUGGGUUGUUGGUUGCCUCCAUCUCCUUGUCGAAUAUCAAACACCUUCUCUUUCACUCAGCAGUUGGCAUUGGCAUCCUCUUCUCAUAUAAAUUUGAGACGAAGCUUCGCCAUAGCUGGCAAACCUCACUCGAAGGAGGCGUUCAAAACAUUUUCAUGUCUAACCUCAGAAGAUGCCAAUUCCAUCAGUCAGGAGCCAGCGCGUUCUCGAAGAGGCGAAACUUUCGAGCAAUGGAACUCGAUGACGGCGAAGUUUUCCGGAGCUGCGAAUCUACCGAUUUUAUUGAUGCAGCUGCCGCAGAUCGUAUUGAAUGCUCGGAAUCUUCUGGCAGGGAACAAGUCUGCGCUUCUCGCCGUUCCUUGGCUGGGCGUGCUCACUGGAUUGAUUGCGAAUCUCUCUUUGUCGUUGUACUUUCUCAAUAAGAUGGAGAUCGAAACAAUGGCGGUGCAGACUGUGGGAGUCAUUUCUAGAUAUAUCGUUUUGCUGCAGCUCGCCAUGGCAGAAGCUAUGCCUCUUCUUCAGUUCAUUGUUGUUUCUGUAAUGGUUACAUUUGGUCUCAUUCUAAAUUUUCUGAAAUAUUUUGGUCUGCUUGAUGAGGAAAUCUGGCUCAUUUGGGAAGAUGCUGUUACAGUAAUCGGAUUCUCCACACUUCCUCAAGUCAUGUGGUCGACUUUCGUCCCCUACGUCCCUAACACUGUCUUACCUUCGAUAAUCUCAUUUGCUACUGCUCUUCUUGCUGUUGUUAUGCAUCGUAUGGGUAAGCUCUCCGAGAAAUUUGUGAAGUUUCUUGGAAUGGUGUCGGGAUGGACUGCCACUCUUCUUUUAAUGUGGAUGUCUGUUGCUCAAAUGUGGACAAAUCUCAUGAAUCCCGAAAAUAUAAAAGGUUUAUCAGCUGUCUCGAUGCUGCUGGCCUUGAUUGGCAAUGGACUUUUUAUCCCACGCUCUCUGUUCAUUCGCGAUUUAAUGUGGUUUGCCGGAUCGAAUUGGGUAUCCUUCUUCUACGGAUGGGGAAAUCUCGUAUGCUUGUACUGCUUCAACUGUAUCAGUAAAGAGUUCUUUUGGGCUUCAACUGUCGCUUUUCUUGCCUGGAUAGGAAUGGCGUUCUGGAAAGAUAUGGAAGCUCAUGGACUCAGUUCGCCUAUCGCUUCAUUGAAGGAGCUUAUUAUUGGUCCUUGACUGUCCUUCUUCAUGAGUUUCAGUAAAGAUCUCGGUGAAGCUGCUCGACACAAAAUGUUCGAGGAAUACUGCAGCUGCGCCAAGGCUGAAGGAUCGAUCAGUUCAACCGUUGCGAGCGCCAUAUCGAAUAAUAACAACAAAGGGGAGGAUAAUGGUAGCUUCAGCAUAAAUACAACCAGUAUCUUGGAAAUGGUUGAAGCUAUUAUUCUCAAAGGUCUGUAUUUUUAUUUUUAUUUUUAUUAUUUUAUUUUUUUUAGUUAUUUAUUUCUGUUUAUGGCAUAACAAAAUGUGAAAAUUAAAUGUUAUAACGGCAUGAGCAAAAUUGCAAUUACAAAUGCUCUGCUAGUGUUUUUGUGUUCAAUGAAGUAUCAGAUUUACCUUG
Andrographis paniculata is the source of this 1620-nucleotide messenger RNA. RefSeq names its product maltose excess protein 1-like, chloroplastic. The record is from RefSeq and is a predicted model, not a curated record. Gene Ontology annotation, cellular component: chloroplast envelope. The coding region runs from base 42 to 1238 and encodes 398 amino acids. The transcript has 10 exons. Gene Ontology annotation, molecular function: maltose transmembrane transporter activity. NCBI's taxonomy places the organism in Eukaryota, Viridiplantae, Streptophyta, Magnoliopsida, Lamiales, Acanthaceae.